AAAUCUCUGUUAACUUUUGCUGAUUAUUGAUCCAGAUUAAUGCUUUCAAUUAACUUAUAAGUUACAUAUACACACAAUUUUUUUUAUGUAUGUAUUGUUAUUAGUUCUGUACAUCACAAUUGAUCAAAGACCAUGUUAAAUCAACUCUUCAGCAGAGGCCUUCUUGGACCAAAAUGCAAAACUUGCCUUACUCUAGCAAUCUCACGCAUGAAACUCCUGCAAAAUAAAAGAGAUGUUCAGCUUAAACUUAUGCGAAAGGAGAUUGCCCAAUUUCUUCAAGCUGGACAAGAAUCCAUUGCUCGAAUACGGGUGGAGCAUGUUAUACGAGAGCAGAAUAUAUGGGCAGCAUAUGAGAUUUUGGAGAUGUUCUGUGAAUUUAUUCUUGCACGUGUUCCUAUUCUCGAAAGCCAAAGAGAGUGUCCUUCGGAGUUGCGGGAAGCUGUUGCAAGCAUAAUAUUUGCAGCUCCUAGAUGUUCAGAUAUACCAGAUUUGCUGCAGGUCAGAAAUCUCUUUGCUGCAAAAUAUGGGAAGGAGUUUAUAGCAGCUGCAUCUGAGCUUCGGCCUGAUACUAGCGUCAACCGUACAAUAAUUGAGAAGCUUUCAGUUAGUACUCCGCCAGGUGCAAUAAGACUCAAGGUAUUAAAGGAUAUUGCACAAGAACACAAUGUUGUAUGGGAUUCUUCCAAAUCUGAAGCUGAAUUCAGUAAAAAGCCAGAGGAUCUUCUGAAUGGACCAAAGCCGAUAGCUAUUGGAAAUUUAGCCUCUGAAGAUCAAUCUAAACCUGAUACUCGUGAUACUCCUAGUCUUUUAUAUUCCAACAUGUCCUUGAAUAAUAGACAUGGGAACUCAGAGUCUAGAUCUCCCAAAACUUCCAGGAACACAUCUCUUGUUGGUCAAAAUGGAAGUCAAACAUCAAUUAAGAGCCCAAAGAUAGGACCAAACACUGGAUUCAAGGAGGAAAGAGGAUCACAGCCGUCAGAUGUCUUGCAGAAAGCUCAAGAAGCUAUUGCUGCUGCAGAGCGUGCAUCAGCUUCUGCACGUGCUGCCGCUGAGUUGGUUAAUGUCAACUUCAAUACAGGAAAAUCAUAAGGACCGAGAACUAUUGAUGGCUCUUCAUAUGUUCUUUGAGAUCAACGUGAAUAUAGGCUUGUAUCAAAGCCCCAUUCUCUCAGCAAGAAGUAUAUAGAUACUCCCCCUCAUGACUGUUAAAAUUGUAAGUUUUGUUUUUCGUUAUUGCAGGCUUGCAGCUCAUUUUCUUCUUUGUUAUAGUCGGAUAUUUAAGUACGUAUCGUGUUUCCCUUAUAAGGGCCAUUUACCCAAACACUGAAUGUGUAGUUUACUUGCUAGACCGCUCUUUCUAUAGGAUAUUCUUUUUGAAACAUCAUUCAUCCAGCAAAUGAUCUACUGUGAAAUUUUAAUUAGUCCAAUAUAUAUCUUUAGUCCA
Messenger RNA from Daucus carota subsp. sativus, 1444 nucleotides. RefSeq lists its product as uncharacterized. NCBI's taxonomy places the organism in Eukaryota, Viridiplantae, Streptophyta, Magnoliopsida, Apiales, Apiaceae. The coding region runs from base 133 to 1089 and encodes 318 amino acids. Gene Ontology annotation, biological process: protein transport. The transcript is spliced from 6 exons. The record is from RefSeq and is a predicted model, not a curated record.